Molecule: messenger RNA, 17530 nt
Organism: Toxorhynchites rutilus septentrionalis
Lineage: Eukaryota; Metazoa; Arthropoda; Insecta; Diptera; Culicidae
Gene: Trpm
Product: transient receptor potential cation channel trpm
Exons: 26
Coding region: 2043-7859 (1938 amino acids)
Biological process (GO): monoatomic cation transmembrane transport; protein tetramerization
Cellular component (GO): membrane
Molecular function (GO): monoatomic cation channel activity
Source: RefSeq, a predicted model, not a curated record
UCGCACCUAGCCGUCGGAAGUGAAAUUGACGUUUCUUCUCGGUUGAAGGGCACCACCACUGUGUGUGAGACUGGUGCUACUGGAAAACAUUACACAUAUCUGGGGAUCAGCGGGGCGGAAACGGUUGUGCAUCGGUUGCUCGGUUGCGGAUUUUCUUCACCUCGCUGGUGUGGUCUGGCCAACGCUGCUGGCGCUUCCUGGGGGCCUUGUCAGGGGCUGGAUGGUUAUGAUUUUCUCACCGAUAUUGAUACGGGAAGUGGCUGAUUUCGAGUGAUGGAAGAGCAUCAAUCAUCGUCGGUAGGUGAAUUAUGCGACAGAGGCUGAGAUUGGCGAAAUUAUAUAUGCAAAUUACCUGUCAGUAGGAAGCGACGAGUGUUUUGUUUGCUCCACUUCAUGAAAUAUCUCGUUUUCCUCAAGUGUUGUGCUUUGUGUUUUUGUGUUGGUGCUGUUUUUUUUCUUCAAACAGCAAGAAAAAGCAAAAUAAAGCUGUGUUCGAAUGCAGUAAAUGAAUGAAACAAGUGUGUGCAAAUGUUUGAUUGAUGUUAGUGUUUUGGAUGAAGGCAGGAAGAAAAUAGUUCCAAUGUGGUUCAACCCUGGCGGCUAGUUUUUCCUGGGGAAUGAAGUGGUGGCCUACCACUAAACAGAGAGCCAAAUUUCACCAAUGAUAUCACCAUGCCCGAGCUAAUAUCGUAAAACCGUGUCCGGGUGCGUGCUGCUCGGCAAUUUGUUAAGUCAAAAUUUUCGUAAAGAAAAAAGAAGAAAUUAUUGUGGCCAUACAUACCUACUGGAAAACGCCAGAACCUCCGGCAGUGGGUGGCGGAGGGAUGAAAAAUAUCGUUGUAUGCAAAUUUUACUCGUGUAACAUGUGAUCAGUGUUUUUGGGUGGUGUUGUUAAAACUGCUGUGGGAAACUUCUGAGCGGUGUUCGACCACCGAAUUUAUUAUCCAUGAGGAUCAACGCGUGUGAUGGAUAGGAUAUUACCGUAAUCAUGAUGCAUAUCAGAAUUAAUGUGUAUCCGUUGUGCGUGUAACACGAGUGGAAUUGUAUGCGAAUAAUAUUUGUUAUUGCUUUCCGAGGGGUUUGCCGCGAUGUUCGAGGAGGAAUAAAGUUUUUGUUGUUUUCACAAAAUGGCAGAGAGAAAGAAAAAUUGUGCGUUGUUUUCGAUGUGAAUUUGGAUGAGUUUAUAUUGUGUUUUUUGGAAUAUAGGUGUUUAUUGGUGUUGGUAUUAAUGCUGUGUCAUCAGCGGAAAUGGUGUAAUAUCAAUGUUGCCAUCAGUGUUUUUCAAUGUCUGUAUCAAAUCCAGCAAAUUAUAGAGAAAGCAGUGGGAAAAGCGAGGCAAAGUGAUUUUCCGAUCCCGGUGUACUUCCCGUAGCCUAGAGUAUUCCCCGCCUCGAAAAAAUACAUCAAAGCAAAAAGUUCGAAAGUAAUAAUCUCAGUCAAUCGUGAGAAUAGUCGGUGAGAGUUUGGUUCACACACAAACCCCUCGAGUGAAAAGAGCAAUACGUGGAAGUGCUGAAUCCACCCCAGAUUACGCUGGUCCUUUGGGUGACUGGCGAAUUUCGCUUCCGGGCAGCCAACGAGAAGCAAACUAACCGUCGCGAAGAAAUGUGUGCGGUAUAAUUACAACGAAUGAUUUCGUGUAGAUUUUUCGGUUGCGAUAAAGUUCAACGAAACUCGCGAUACUCUGCGCGCUGGGAUCGCACUGCGGGGGUGGGAAAAGAAGAAGAGUGAAAAGAGAGAGAAAGCUUUGAAAUUGAUUUUCAUUUCACCCGUGGCAAAUUGUAUCUUAUCCAAAAUUUGUGUAAAUUCAUCAAAUUCAACACUGGAGGAAAAAAACCCAUUUUGUAAAUAACCACCGUUUUACACACACAAAUCAUACAGAACCAACGCAAGAAAAAAAAUCAAUUUCAACUUGAUUGGGCUUUGACAAACAACAUCUCACACAGACCUCACAGGCAACGCCGGAGACAUCCGCCGGAACAGACGUCUGAACGAAGAGUUCCAAGCGUUGCGUGUCUGUGAGACAGUUUCAUGACGAGAAAAUGCUUAAACAGAAAAGGAAUACAAAACCGCAGAGACAGGGUCGGCUGAGAUGGGGUCUGAAGAAAAUCUGCUGGGGAUUGAUAAACAUUACUGUGCCGAGGCGAACUGCACGGAGUUGGAUCGAGGCAAAUUUCCAAAAGCGCGAGUGCAUCAAAUUCAUCCCGAACGUCAAAAGUGAGGAAGUAUGCUGCUGUGGGCAAGAACGCAGAACUCAUCAGCUGGUUCCCGGAAUCGAGCCGGGGGUCACGGGCGACAUUUGGCAGCCGCAGAAACACACCAGACCACAACCAACGGAUGCCUACGGGACGAUCGAAUUCCAAGGCGGUGCCCAUCCUACCAAAGCCCAGUACGUGCGCCUAUCCUACGACACUCGACCGGAACUGCUGGUUCAACUGUUCACUCGCGAAUGGAAUCUGGAACUCCCCAAGCUGCUCAUCACCGUGCAGGGAGGAAAGGCAAACUUCGAGCUACAACCAAAGCUGAAAAAGGUGCUCAGGAAGGGUCUGCUCAAGGCGGCGAAAACGACCGGCGCUUGGAUCUUCACCGGUGGAACGAAUACAGGUGUCACAAAGCAGGUCGGUGAUGCCCUGCUGCUCGAGGGGCAGCAGCGAUCCGGACGUGUCGUCAGCAUCGGUAUCGCCCCGUGGGGCAUCGUGGAGCGGAAUCACGAACUGUUGGGCCACAACCGGGAUGUCCCCUGUCACAGCAUCAGCUCGCCCCGCUCAAAAUUGGCUGUGUUAAAUAACCGUCACGCGUACUUUCUGCUGGUUGACAACGGAACCCAGGGACGGUACGGAGCGGAGUUGAUACUGCGGCGGAAGCUGGAGAAGUUUAUAUCGAACCAGAAGCUGCAGCCCUAUAAGGCACUUUCCGUUCUGAUGAACUUCCAUUACAAAGUUACGCAUUCCAGCACUCCCGUAGUCUGCUUGGUAAUCGAGGGCGGUACAAACACAAUCAGAGCUGUGCUAGAGUAUGUCACCGACAGCCCACCGGUGCCGGUAGUGGUUUGCGAUGGGUCGGGCCGGGCCGCUGAUCUGAUCGCCUUUGUACAUAAUUUGUUUUGUAGAUACGCCACCGAUUCGGGCGAACAGGUCGUGUUGGAAUCGAUGCACGAUUACCUCCUCGGGACGAUACAGAAAACCUUCGAAGUGGGCCCCGAACAGGCCGAGCAGCUGUAUCAGGAGCUGCUGAUGUGUACUAAAAAUAAAAAUCUGAUAACCGUGUUCCGGAUACAGGAUCGACCAGAAGGCAACGCUCAGGAAUUGGACCAAACUAUUUUAACUGCACUCUUUAAAUCACAGCACCUAAGUCCACCGGAGCAGUUGAGUCUGGCGCUGACCUGGAAUCGGGUAGACAUCGCCCGAUCGGAGAUAUUCGUGUACGGUCAGGAAUGGCCUCACGGUGCGUUGGAUGAAGCGAUGAUGCAAGCGUUAGAGCAUGACAGAAUAGAUUUCGUUAAACUGUUGCUGGAGAACGGGGUGUCGAUGCGUAAAUUUCUGACGAUACCCCGAUUGGAGGAACUGUACAACACAAAGCAUGGCCCCGCGAACACCUUAGGGUACAUCCUCAGGGAUGUACGUCCACAUAUACCGAGGGGUUACGUGUACACGCUGCACGAUAUUGGGCUAGUGAUAAACAAACUGAUGGGCGGUGCCUAUCGAUCGUACUACACGCGGCGGAAAUUCCGGCCGAUCUAUGCGAAGGUCAUGAACAGUUACGUUAACACGCACCGGAAGCCGUCCACAUUCACACGUAGUGCUGGUAUUAACUCGAUGAGUCUGGUCGCAGGAUUGCUGCCAGUGACAUCCGAUAUGGCCUUAUUUGAGUUUCCGUUCAAUGAAUUGCUGAUUUGGGCUGUGCUGACGAAGCGACAGCAGAUGGCGCUGCUGAUGUGGACACACGGAGAGGAAGCUCUCGCCAAGUCUCUGGUGGCCUGUAAGCUAUACAAAGCAAUGGCUCACGAAGCCGCUGACGAUGAUCUAGACACGGAGAUCUACGAAGAACUCAGAAGCUACGCGAAAGAGUUUGAGGUUAAAGGUCUGAAACUGCUGGAUUUUUGCUAUCGCCAGGAUGGAGAAAGGGCACAACGGCUGCUAACGUGCGAACUGCAGUCCUGGUCGAGUCAGAGCUGUCUUUCGCUUGCCGUGGCGGCAAACCACCGAUCCAUUCUUGCUCACCCCUGCAGCCAAAUUAUCCUCGCUGAUCUGUGGAUGGGUGGUUUGCGGACGAGGAAAAAUACGAAUCUUAAAGUUAUUCUGGGCCUCCUGAUACCUCCCUUCGUGAAGAAGCUGGACUUCAAAUCGAAGGAAGAGUUGCAGCAAAUGCCCCAAACGGAAGAGGAACACCUCGAGAACCAAUGUCUCGACUAUGACGAUAACGGCAAGCACAAUCCGGACGCGGAGAAUGCAAUUGAGAAUCCUACUGAAAAUGCGAAACCUGUUGGCGAUCAGAACUCGACGCCGACCGUGCAGGCGCUUUUGUCCGACACGUACUCUAUGAAAGAUACCAAAGUGCAGGAGAAUGGAAAAGUAGGUCUGACCGGAUGUCUGAAGGCAAAAGUCUCGCUGACGGACUCGGAGAACACCCAGUACAAGGACUACAUGUACGACCACUUCGUGCGCCACCAGCGUCCACUCAAGCUGAAGAAGAAGUUUUACGAGUUCUACACCGCUCCCAUCACCAAGUUUUGGGCGGAUUCGAUGGCGUACGUGUUCUUUCUGGUGCUCUUCACCUACACGGUGCUGGUUCGGAUGGAGGCCUACCCUAGCUGGCAGGAGGUAUACUCGAUAGCGUACAUCACGACGCUGGGCUGCGAGAAGAUAAGGGAGAUUGUAUCCUCCGAGCCGGUAGCGAUCUCCCACAAAUUUUCUGUUUGGGCUUGGAAUAUGUGGAAUCCUUGCGACGCUGCGGCCAUAAUUUUCUUCCUCAUCGGACUCGUCCUCCGGCUGCGACCAUACACGAUGGAUGUGGGCCGAGUGAUUUACUGCGUGGAUAGCAUCUACUGGUAUUUGCGGAUAUUGAAUAUUCUUGGUGUGAACAAGUACUUGGGACCGCUGGUGACAAUGAUGGGAAAGAUGGUGAAAAACAUGAUUUAUUUCGUUGUUCUCUUAUUGGUGGUGUUGAUGAGCUUCGGAGUGAGUCGACAGGCUAUACUGUUCCCCAACAAUGACGCCAGCUGGCGGUUGGUGCGAGACGUGUACUAUCAGCCUUACUUCAUGUUGUACGGAGAGGUGUUUGCCGACGAUAUCGAUCCACCCUGUGGCGAGGACCCUUCCCAGCCGCAAUGUGUGACAGGUCAUUGGGUCACGCCAAUUGCGAUGUCGAUGUAUCUUUUGAUCGCAAACAUCCUGUUAAUUAAUCUGCUGAUUGCGGUUUUCAACAACAUCUUCAUUGAAGUGAACGCCGUCUCGCAUCAGGUGUGGAUGUUUCAACGCUUCACAGUCGUGAUGGAAUACCAGCAAAAACCAGUGCUGCCACCACCGCUGAUUGCAUUUUGUCACUGUUACUCAUUCCUCCGUUAUCUGAUUCGGAAAGCCAAAGGUCUCCAGCAAUCUCGUGACAAUGGGCUGAAGCUGUUUCUCGAAAAAGAGGACAUGGAGCGGCUGUACGAUUUCGAGGAGGAAUGCAUCGAAGGAUACUUCCGGGAGCAGGACAUUCUGCUGCAACAAUCCACCGAAGAGCGUAUCAAAAAUACCGACGAACGAGUGGAGAAUAUGUCGCAGAAAAUCGAGGAUAUAAAUCAGAAAGAAAACAUGCAAACGGCAACCGUUCAAAACAUUGAGUUUCGGCUGCGUAAAGUGGAAGAAUCGGCCGAUCAGAUUCUUUCGCACUUAGCUGUGAUACAUCGGUUUAUGUCGGCCCACACCCAGCUGCAGGAUAACCUGAACGAAUCGACGGGUAAUGUGAGCGCGGGGGGAGGUGGUGGAAGUGGCGGGGGUGGGGCCCUGCUUGACGUCCGCACGAGAACCAUAUCGGAGAGUGAUAGCACGAUUGUGCCGAUCAACCCGAGGAAGAAAAUUAAUCGAUCCCUAACGGAGGUACGGCCGGAUGCUUACAUUUUUGACGAUGGGAUGCACUUUGAGGUGCGCACAGUGCCCGAGGAGAAUGAAAGUGACCGUUCGCCGGAGAAAACUAUUGCGCCCUCUCAAGAUCGCAAGCUAUCGAUCAGAUCCGAAGAUUCGGAAAUGUACUUUCCGCCCUCGAAGGGCAUAUCCCCCGCGGAUUCGGUGGGGGUCGGCAGUUCAUCGGCCAAACCAAAACCCCCCUUCGUGAACGUUCGUCAGGACACGGCCAGCACGGAGAGCAAAGACACGCUGACCCCGCUGGAGAAUUGCGAUGAUCGCACCUUGGUUGGUGAGGAAUCGACUGACGACAUAAUUGACCCAAACUGUGACGGACUGCGGCAACGGGCCGCUGCCAGGCGACGGAACAGUUCGAUGGGAGCCGGGAGAAGGUAUUCGGAGAGUGCUUCCGGGUACGAUAUCAACAAAUCACAAACAAGUUUGUAUCAAACGAGCUUUAUCAAGCGACAGCAGAGCGUGACCCAAUCGGAACCGGAUAGCGGGAAAGAGGAGCCCGUGACACGACCUGUAGCCAGAGGACGGCAAUUGCUGCUGCAGAUCCAUGCGGAAUAUACGUCGAUAACCGAUGAGUUGGAGAGUGUCUGUCAUAUGAUAACUUCUCCAACAUCUUCACUGAGAGAAGAUCGACCGAAGAAUGUAAACGAAAUGAGCAAUCCGGAGUUUGCGGCCCUCAUCGAGAAGAAGCACCUGAAAGAAUGCGAAGACAGUGAUUAUAUGAUGCUGGAGAAGCUACUGCAAACACGGUGCUCUGUCGAUGAAAACGAUGACAUUUUCGAUGACGCACACGACGAUUACGGUCCUCGUAAGAUGCUCCGACGCGAAACAGCGAUCGAACUACCGAUCACCCCCUCAAAAUCCAACAUCGUUUCACUGGCAAGCGCCCUCGGGAACGAAGAGUUCACCGUCAAAAACGAACGCCAAACGGUUUCGAAUCGCAACUCGCUCAGGGAUUCGAAAAAUUCUCCGGUGUCCUUGUCCAGCCAAAACUCACCCCGAAACUCUCAAUACCUGCAAUCAACAUAUCUAAAUCCGGCGUCCUUCGAGGGUUGCCACCGUAUAUACAAAAAAUCCUGCGAGAGUUUGCAGAAAAACUCCAGUACUGACACUGACUACUCGAUGCAACCGUACAAGUUCAUAAAACAAAGUUCAAACGAGACGAACAGUUCAUUGAACAUCGAUAAUUCGUCUAUUACCAACGACCUGUCGAUGGACGGGGAAACUAGCAUGAAUUCCACCGUAAUCGAAAUGUUAGCCGGGGCAAACGUUGUCCCGGACGAACGAACAGGUUUCACCAAGCGGGCAUCCUCUCUUGGCAGUGCUUCGUUGGUACACCCAUCCGACCAACGGCCAGGUUUCCUCAAGAAGCAAUUCAGUAUAGACAAAUCGGCUGGAGCGUUGAAGGCUUCUGAAUCGAUACCUGAAGACUUGGAACAGCUCACACAGACAGCUGCGCCAGUUUCAACAACGGCAGGAAGUAGCGGUAGUGGUAGCAAAAUAGUAAAAUCCAAUCGUUUCAGUGAUAACCUUAGCUUACUGGGAACCAAAACGAUGAUGGCUCUACUGAAGGAGAGCAGUUCGACCAGCACGGAAGACACACAAACUGCUUCCUACCGGGAAGCAAUUCCUUGCAUAAGUACCAACUUAGUGCAGGAUGAGAUUGCCAAACUGUCAUCCAACAUCAAAAACAGCCUGGAGGAAGAGACGGAGCCCCCGUUCAAUGAAACCAUGUGCUGAUUUUAGUUGAAUCUUUAGUCGGUAAGGUGUAGCUGAUCCAAGCACGAGAUCCCCAAGCACCCCCACCAAACCCAAUUAUUGUACAAAUACCCACCCACCUUGUACUCCUAGUCCCAUCCCGAAAACGAACAAAAAAACACCGAUCUCAACAAAAUCCACCUCCAUCCCGCUCGUGAAGCGAAGCGGAACCAAUCUCGUCAUUCCCCGGUCCAAGCGUACAUAAUCAUCACGACAGUUGUUCGGCACCACGUCAGCGCAUCCAUUAUAUGGUUACAUUUCUACAGAUGUGAUUACAUAUAUCGAAUUGCUAGGAUUUUCUCCUGAAUUUUAAUUGUAUAGAACGGAUAAAACGUAUUCGCGGAAUGCAUGCCCCACGGAUUGUGCGCGCGCGAAGGUUAAGAUGUCUGACUUCGGAGAUUUUUUUUUGUAUAAUUGGUGUAUUGUAUUACUUAAAAUUAUCUAGUUGUUCAACGGUUCUCAGCUCUGUCAAGAUUCCAGUGUAUAUUUUGAAAUUUUUCCGAGAAAAGUGUUUUUUUUAUACCUACUGCCAUGGAAAAAAUGUUAUCUCACAGAUGUUGCAAAAUUAAAAAAAUACACAGAAACGUGUUACAAAGAAACGAAGGGGAAGAGACUAUUGUGGACAUUUGAAUGCAUCAGGGUGUGUUCACAAUAUUUCAAAACUAAUUUUUUCCUGAGUAAAGGAAAAAGCACACAUUCAUUCAUUCCAUUUUCAACAGGAAAUGCAAAAAUUAGGCCUGUUUCAGUUAUAAUUUGGUCGUAUAAAGUAGGACAUUUGUCAGCAUAGAAAUGACGUACAAAAAGGGAAGGAUGUUAUUUUGUAGAUGCGUCAUUGUAGAUUCGAGCUUCAAGGGAAAACUACAUGAAAAUUAUUCCUCAGCUGUUCGGAUGAAUUUUUCGAAUUGGAAGCCAUCACAGCCGGCAUGUCGUCAAGUGGUAUAAGGAGAACAAGAUCGAUUUCAUUGAAAAAAUUAUCAAUCAACUAAAUCGUCCGGAUCUUCGACCCAUCAAGAGAUAUUGGGCAAUCAUCAAGGCAAACAUAAGAAAUGUGGCAGAACUAUAAAAAACAGCUCAAAUAGAAAAGUGGUGGAACGAGAUAGCAAAUAAUGUUACCAGCACUACUGUCCAGAAAAUGAUGGGAAAAAGUUCGAAAACUCAUCCUAACUACUGAACGAAUAUUUUUCGUGUAUUUUUCCCUUAAAGGUAAUUAAAAAACCUACAAAAUGACAUCCUUCCCUUUUUUAUGUUAUUUCUAUGCUGAUAAAUGUCUUACUUUAUGCGACCUAAUUAUAACUGAAACAGGCUUUAGUAAUCAACAGAAGGAAGGAAGGUAUUAAAUUAAAGAGACUUUAAACUCUGAGAGUUCAUUCGUCUCUUAUUAGGAAUCAACAGAAAUUGAAACCACGUCAUUCAUGAGCUGAUUAAACUAAACAAAACACAACCGUUGCAACGACGUCUGGCAUGAACUAAAAAACUACAAACCAUGAAGCAAUUCCACGCCAAAUCACCAGAAAAAAUGACCGAUUUUAACGUGAUCCUCUUCGUUUUAUUUUCUAAAAUCUUCUACAUGAGAUGGUCAACAUGAUUUGAAUUAUCUAGAAAAUGAAUUGACGAGCGCUGAGAACGAGGAUGACUGAUGAACUUUUCUAGCAAAUGGUUAUUCUUAUUGACGUGACUAACAAUACAAAUCUAUACAAAAUCAACAACAAUACAAAUCUACUAAAAAAUCAAUACAAAAUUGCAGCCAGGGCGAAAUAGUUGAUUUGCACCCCUCUUACGCCAGAAAAGUAGAAAAAAUUGCACCCAGGAAAGAGUCCGCGUCGCAUCCGGGUCGGAAGAAUCGAUUUGCACCUCACCCCCGCCAAAAGUCAUAUUUAUCAAAUUUCUUCAUAUAAAUUCGAUUCAUUUUGCACCCCUAAAAUCGUGCACACGGGAGCGGUCCGCCCUCUCCGCACCUCCUAGUCGACGCCACCGCACAGUGGUCCAAAAGUGCAAAAACGUGAUCGUCAGGGAUUUCUCCAAAACGGUUAAUUUUACGUAUAUGAUGUCUUCGGAGAAGUUUUAAAGUACAACGAGGGCCACCUUUUGAGGGCUGCCAUUUUGAAAUGAAUCCCCCUAAAAGUGAGAUCCAAAAUCCAUUUUUUUCAGCUUAAGAGAUAGGAAGUUGGUGUCUUCAUGAAAAUUAUAGCUCUUAUCAAAACAAACAAUUUUGCUGAAAACAUCAACUUUCUAUCUAUCCAGUUAAAAUAGUUCUGGGACAUUUUUGGUGAAAAGCACCAAAAAAUCAUAUUUUCGUCCUAACUUUUCCUCUUGAUUUUUUACAAUUUUACAAUUUUUAGAGAACUUUUUUGCCUAGUCAAAACACACAUUUUUGACGCACGUUGUUUUUUCCUAUCUCUUAUAUAUUUGGAGAUAUUGGAGUUUUUAUGUUAAAAUUGAACUAUUUUUGAACUAGGAUAUUUCAUAAAGGGGCAGAUUGGGGCAGACCAAACCGAUUACAAAUUAAAGUACAAGCAAAAUACUGCAAAAUCACACUUCAAGUGUCUGUAUCCACCUGUAUCCUCAAAAGUUACACUUAAUUUAAAGGAAGGCCUUCAUCUACGUUAUCCUGUUAAAAAAAUAUGUUUGUUUGUUUUGAUAAGAGCUAUAAUUUUUAUGAAGACACCAACUUCCUAUCUCUUAAGCUGAAAAAAAUGCAUUUUGGAUCUCCUUUUUAGUGGGAUUCAUUUCAAAAUGGCAGCCCUCAAAAGGUGGCCCUCGUUGUACUUUAAAACUUCUCCGAAGACAUCAUAUACGUAAAAUUAACCGUUUUGGAGAAAUCCCUCACGAUCACGUUUUUGCACUUUUGGACCACUGUGCACCGCCUGUGUUAACCCUCAGUUGUCUUUAAUCGUUCUGUAUUUGAGAUGCCGAUCGAGGAUAUGCCAUACUGCCCGAUGGUAAGCUGAUGCGGAAAAUAUCAAAUUGAAAAGCAAAUGAAUCCUUUCUUACCAUUUUCUUCAUCUGAGAUAUUCACUGGGAACUCGACUCAAUGAAUAUGACCCACAGUUAUCGCCUCUGAAUCGGUUUCAAGCAACAAAAACCUUAUAGAAAUGAUGUAGAAAAUUACAUCGAAAAUCGCUUCCAAAGAAAUUUUUUUUUGUUUCUUUAAAGCAUGUUACAAAUGUAAAACUUGCAUGGUAGGAUUCUAUCAUUGACUAGCACGAUUGCCUGUAUUUAUAUUCUUAAUUUAUAUUCUAGUGUAUUGAUAUUGGUGACUACCAUACACUGCAUGAUUUUCAUAUGUAUGUGUGCAAGCGCUGAGCGUAAACCAAAGGUUUUGUAUUUUUCAAGUGUCAAGUUUCUAUAAGACCAGUUACAUUUUUCCGUUGUUCUAGUUGUUUUGAUCAAUAAAUCUGGAAAAUGCAGAAGGAAAAAGUACUCACGGGAAAAAGAAAGACAAAUCGAUGCAUUUCACCAAGAACAUUUUAUAUAUCAGAGAAGUUUCUCGUCGGAUUGGACGAUCCCAUCAAGUAGUGCUCAAUCAUUUGACAAAUCCUCAAGGAUACGGUAAGAAGAAGAGAGCUCCACGUAAAUCGAAGCUCUCUGACCAGUAUAAGCGGGAAAUAGCAAGAACAGCUUCGAAUACCUCAAAAUCGCUUAUGCAAAUAAAGAAAUAUUUCAAUUUAAAUGUUACUCGAGUGACAAUUCGUCAAGUUUUGGUAAAAAAUCCUCACAUAAAGAGGGUUUAAAAGGUUAAAGCUCCUCAUCUUACACCAUCUCACAUCGGAAGACGACUGAGUUUUGCCAAAGCUCACGUGAACCGACAGUGGGAAAUGGUAUGUUGGGACAAAGAAUGUUUCCAAAAGAAUACAUUUUGCUAUAUACCAUAACGAAAAGUUCUUCAAUGUAUAGGUUAUCUUCACUGACGAAAAAAAAGUUCAAUUAGGAUGAUCUUGACGGUUUUAACGGGUACUAGCGUGAUUUACGGAAAAAGGAACAGUAGUUUUCAACCAGGAAUUUUGGUGGAGGCUCGUGCAUGAUUUGGGCGUGAUUCUGUGCAACCGGAAAGCUCAAGAUAGCUCUCACAUCAUUCAAAGAUUACAUACUUGUUCAGGGAUCCUCUCUCCUACCUUUUUUGCGUGGAUAUCGUCACAAAAAAUUCACAUUCCAGCAAAACAAUGCUACUAUUCAUAUCAACAAGGAAUUCAAACAAUGGAUUAUGGACCAAACACUUAUUUUUUUGGAUUAAUCGCCUCGCUCUCCAGAUUUGAAUCCUGUUGAAAAUCUUAGGGGGAUCCUUGUACGCAGAAUCUACACUGAGGGAAAACUAUACACCACGAUUGAAGAGCUCAAGGUCGCAAUUUCGGAAACAAGGAAAAAUAUCGAGAAAUUCGCUCAGCAGCAUUUGGUAAAUAGUAUUCCAACACGAAUUUUCCACGUUAUUGACUGAAAUGGCAAGGUUGCCAAUUAUUGAAAUGUAAAUCAGCCGGUCGUUAUGAAUUUUUCAUUGAUAAUACUUGUGAGUUUUGAAAUGGUCUUAUAGAAACUGCAUGCUGUAUGAAACUGCAUAACUGUAUGCAUAUACUUGAUGCACAUACACACGCACGGUACCCUUAUCCAGUCGUACAGCAACAAGCAUCGCCCAUUUGGCAUACCAGCAGUGAUGAAGGAGUGAUUCGGCUCCGCAGUGCACGUUGGGUGAUUCCUCGGUAAUAGAGGUCGCACAAGAACGUUACAAACAAGGCAUCGAAGUGCCGAAAAUGCGAGCGAGCCGUCAAUCCUUUUAAAGCAUCUAAUUUUUGUCCACCAAUCCUGCACAUGCUUUUAAUUUUUGAGUACCGUUCUGAAUCAUAUUUCGAAUACUUUAUAAUAAAAACUUGAAAUGCUUAUUUCCCUGAUGGUAUAACUAUAAAGUGGCCAGAUGUUCAGAGGUCUAACGCACAAAAAACAAAACGUUAUGUAUAUAGGUUAUGUGAACAUAAACCAUGUGUCCUUGCAAUUAAACCUAAUCUGUAUUAUUUCUUUAUAAGUAUCGGCACUCAGUUGUAAUUUUUCGGUGGUUUAUAUUUUGUUUACGCCUGAAAAUCACUCACUCAGUCAGAGCAUUUAAGUCUGGCAAGCACGAUUUAAAUUCUAUAAUUUUCUUCCAAUUAUCGAAUGGAAUGCUCGAAAAUUCCAAUCCAUUUUUCAUCGAUUUUAGUGUUAACGUAUGUAUUGAAAAAAAUAGACUAAUAAUGGAAAUAUGGACUUCGGAUGGCGAUGAAAAAAAACUACAAAAGAUAAUUCAAUGGAACAAACUUUCCAUAAAUCUUACGUUUAUUAAGCCUACAAUAAAAAUGAUUCAAGGCUGUUGAUUCCCAGUAGCAGCACUGUCAAUCAACUUUUUUCAAACUGCCAGCUCUACCCCACAGCGAAGUAGUUGGACAUCAUGAGGCACUUUAUGUCCACUAGAUAUAGCCAAUCUAGUAUUUACAACAUCCUCUCCCUGCCGCUCCUUAAACCGGGAAAUCGAAGCAACCGGCCAAAUGGUGAAGGAGAAUCUGGCCAAAAUGGACAUUUUUAUGCGGAAGCGUCGGACGAGACCUGCCGUAUCUGAGCAGCAGGCAAUCACCUAGAAGGAGUAGCUUGAGGUACUGGUGAAAAACUUCUUUUUCUCUGGUGAAAAACUUCUUUUCUUGCUCAUAAUGAAAGACAAGACAUACUUGAUGCCAGAACUCAACGAAUGGCAGGGGACCGGAUACUUUACGUUCCCCAGGUAAGCGAUGUCCACGAAUAUAUCACUCACAUCAAGUUCUCGAGGAAAGUCAUUUUCUGACAAACGAGAAGGGAUUGUUCAAGCCGCUCUUCUUUCGAAUCAUAUGGUGAACUGGGAACUAUAUAGUACGAAGUACUUGCCGGAAGUUGUGAAGGUGAUGUGGUCUUUAUGCUAAACCUGUGAUCAGCCCAUUAUACCAAAAGAUCACUGGAGGAUGGAUCGGCUGGAGAUAAUCUUGAAUAAUUUUCCGAACAAAAAACUCGUUUAUCAAGUUUCAUUGUAAGGAUGGCCUCUAUUGAGCUGAGACUGUCUGAAAAGAUAAUGGACGUUGGGUAAUGUUCUAAUGAUCCCUAAAUCAUAGUGUAUCGCACCCACUUAGCAACAUACACGGAACAAAAAUCUCUGAGUUUGAAAGAGGCACUGAAAUUUUCAUUGAAGACGCCGAAGCCAGUGUACCCAUUUAUUAAUUUAAUAUCUGCAGAACAUUCUAUCAGAUCUAACUCCACGAUAUUUCGCCUAAAAGAUCGGCGGAAUUUCAUCGGAGAGUAGAUGUUCCAAGACUUCACAUAUUUCUUGACGCAUGGAUAUAUGAAAAUGACAGAUCAAUUGUGAAAAAGUACGGUAAGCAAACUUGUUUUGAGAUGCGUUGUGAAGUAUAAAGCCUGUCCACGUUAAAUUUCGGACACCAAGAUAAUGCCAGUAAAACCAAAAUUCACGUAAUACAACAAAACCGAUUGUUUAUUUCAGUAAACUAGACUUACAUCUUAUACAAGGAAAGCUUACUUCGAUGUUAAUUACGUUGUCUGUAAAAUUCACGCGCUUUCUUGGGAACAUCUACCAUUAGGCUCCGUACAAUAUCCUCAGAUAUGCUGGCGGCGGCGCUUUUCCAUCUCCUCUUGAAAUCAUUGACGCCAUUCGCUUUCUUCUUAGUUUCGAAUAGUUUUCGCUUAAUCAGAGCCCAGUACUUUUCCACUGGGCGAAGUUUUGGACAGUUCAGCGGAUUUGCUGUUUUUGGCACAUAUUUGACCUCAUGUGCAUUAUACCAUUCCAGGAUGGAUUUUGCAUAGUGACAAGAGGCCAAAUCUGGCCAAAACAACGCUGGAGAGUCGGGGCUUCUUAUGAAUGGUAGCAACCGCUUCUGGAGAUAUCCUUUCUCGUAGACGUCUUUGUUGAUAGUGCCGGUAAAGACGAAAGAUUUGGAUUUUCGACCACAACUGCAUAUGGCCUGCCAAACCAAGUACUUUUUGGGGAAUUUAGACUGCUUCUUAAUCCGGAAACACUCGGCUACGGCAUUCCUUCGCAUUGCAGUAUAAAAAACGAGACCCGGAAGCUGUUUGAAGUCUUCGAGAACAUAAGUUUCAUCGUCCAUUAUGGUGCAUGAACAUUUUUGCAAAAACUGGGUGGAGAAAUUUAGCUUAUCAUCACGAUUGGGCACCCAUUUUCACUUUGUACGCCUUCAGUCCAUGCCUCUGCUUCACUUUUUAUACAUAUGAUUUUGAUUUUUCAACCUUUCGAGCCACAUUUCUAACUGAAAGGUUGGGAUGUUACUCAAUAAUGGCAACCACCUUUGCGUCCAUUUGUCGGGAGCAUACUUUUCGAUUUGUUCCGCUUCCAACCUUCCGAUCCACAGUUAAGCGCUGGUCAAACGAUUUGCACACACUAAACACGGUACUCUUCGGCAGUUUUAGCUUUUUGGCGAGAUAGCGUACCGACAGUGUUGGAUUUUGCUGCCGUUCGCGCAAAAUGCGUUUGCGUACUUCCACUUGAUUCGACGCCAUUUUACCAAACUGGAGAAGAAUGUAAACAUGUUGGACAUCGAAAUAAAGAGAAGGGUUUCAGCUGUCAUGUAAGUGAAAUAUUUCAUUGAUUAGUGAAAUAUUUCAUAAACUACACUGAAAGUAAAGAAAUUUAACGUGGACAGGCUUUACACUUCGUUGGCAAGGUAUUCAUAGUAUCGGGUUUUUCAAUAAGAGCGCUACAAAAAUUUGUUUGUUUUUUAAUGUUUUAUUUAAAAAACAAACAAAUUUUUGUUUGGAUAUCAAUGAAAUUCUUCAUUCUUUAUUUUAUUAUAUUGUGAAAGUAGGUUUAAAGUCCAUAUCAUCCAAUUCGAGCCAAAAAUAUUCGGUUAUCAUUGUCCUGAUUUACAACUCCGGCCAGCUGGUAUCCCUACGUAUACUAAACAUUACAAAGCCCAUCGAUUAUUCUAUCUGUUGCCCCGUCAAUUGCUUAAUUACUUUUGAGUUCAAUGGUCACCGUUUUCAUGAGCUGAGCACAAAUUGAUAAAACACGAACCAACAACAACCCAUAACCAAAAAUAAUCUCCGAAUGUCAGACAUUGUUCUGUUUGAGUUCGAUUGAAUGUGAUGUUAACCGUUGUAACAAAUAUCAAAUCAAACAGGUUAGAGGAAUAAAUAGUAGACUCGAACGUAAGAAUAUAUCAAAACAAAACAAAAAAAAAACGUUGCACAUUUUUCGAAGAAUUUAUGUGCAGUCCACACGGAGAGUAGUCCAUGUAAGGAAACUGUUUGUACAUUACAUGAUUUUGUUACCCAAACUAGCGUUAGGGCGGUCACAGACCACGAGGAGUGAAAUGUUAUGACGUUCGUAUAUCAGCAAUUUAAGCAAAUGUAGCUUCAGGAAUCGAAACAUAUUACGGAAGAUGGUGUUGUUUUCCCGGAGAAAAGUUAGAAUGAACACAUAUUCGAGGGGUAUUUAAGGCAGUUAACGUUAUCUAUUUACGCAGAGAAUUUGAAUAAGUAGAGUUAAGGCGAGAGAUCCGCGGAUUUUGCGCCCCCGGCAGUUUCAAGAGAGAGAACGAACAUAUUAUCAAUCCUAAGAACUGCCAAGACAUCAAGGAUAUGACUGAUGAAAAAACAAUAAGAGUUUCUAUUUUAGCAACAGACACGUCGUUUGGCAGUACGGAAGGUAGGGAACAUUUAUAGGACUACGUUGCUCACGGAGGGGAGCUUUUGGGCUCCCAAGUUGGUAUUUAAGCGUGGUUUCAACGUAGGAAACUUUGAGGUUGACAGACACACUUUGAACUUCUCUCUUGGGUGGUGAUAUUAUUCCGGGACUAGCUUGCAAAGUUCUUAAAAAUGAAACCGAUUGUGAGACUCCAAAACUUAAUGACCCAUCAGCGCACUAGAUUUUGUACUUAUACCGGAAUUACCGCAGCCUCUCCAAUCUACGUAGUGAACUCGAUUUAAUACCAUCGUCUUUUGCCACCUUUUGCCUACCCAUUGUUUCAAACCAUAUUCACUCAAACACUAGGGAAUAGCACCGGAAACGAAUCGUACGUUAAUAUCGGAGGAAACUUCUCCCUUUUCUUCUUAGAUAAUAAUUCGAACUCAAAUUUAAGAAAUUGUUCCAUUCUAUGACUAUAUUGAAACUAAGUAGCUAAGCGUGACAUAAUAUGAAUUGUACGUGGAAAUGAUCCUUAUCAAACAGCAACCCAAAGGUGUAUAACUGUAUUGGAUUCAAAUAUUGGAACAAAGAUAUAACUCAUACCAACUGGAAACUCUUGGCGGAGGCAAAAAAAACAGACAAUAUUAUUGAAGUAAUUGAAAAAUUUUAAACCGAUUUCCUGUAGAAAUCAAAUAGCGACCUUUUACGGGGUUUAUCCAUUGCUUCCUAUUUUGUUGUUCGAUGUUGUUCAAUUUCCUACGUGAAUGAACCCCACGCCGUUUUAUUUCCGAUACACAAAAUGCGAAUAAUCAACAAUAAAAUCAGUCGUAAUCCAUCCAAAGAAAGUUUUAGCAUUUCGAGAAAUUUGUCACAGUUCGCAUCAAUCGUAGACGUAUUUCAAUCACGCUCAUAAUGGUGCGUUGCAUUCGCCCCAAAGUUGUUAUAUUUUAGUCAUAUCUUUUGUAGGUAAUUCAAAUCGAAUCAUUAGGAAGUCAAAUAUAUUCAAAUUUUG